Molecule: messenger RNA, 4348 nt
Organism: Solenopsis invicta (red fire ant)
Lineage: Eukaryota; Metazoa; Arthropoda; Insecta; Hymenoptera; Formicidae
Exons: 4
Coding region: 274-597 (107 amino acids)
Source: RefSeq, a predicted model, not a curated record
UCCCCGGGAUACACGCGCGUGUACGUAGGGACCAGUGUAUGCUGCAUAAUAUACGGUGUCGGUGUGCGUGCGCGGUGAAACAACACACACCACCUGUGGCACAUCCGUCAUCCGCCGUCGUAUUUACGUCGGUGUCUCCGUCGUACAUAUUGCGUUAAUUGGAAAUUCAGCAAUGAUACCGUUCGUCUCGACGACCAUCUCGAAUGCCGACUGGAUGCUGGAACCGAAACCGGUGUAACUUCGGAGUAGGACACGGAAAUUAUCGAUGAUACUAUGACCACGAUGUCCUCGUUCCGCUCCAAUAUCAAUAUGGACGAACACGAGAAGAACUUGAUGACAGGAACGUUGGAGCAAAGAAAGGAGGCCUUCAAGGAAGACGAGGAGCUCAUGAGGGAAACUACGAAAUUCAUCAGCGAAGUGAUAGAGACCGCCGCUACGGAGGCUUCGAAAAGAAAGAUUCAGUCGGAGGGAGCUGUCACGGGUGAAGCUAUAACGAAGGAAAAGAAGGUGGAUAUAAAUAAAACGGUAAAUAUUUUACAUUCUGGAGAGAUAAUAAAAGAAAAAGUAGGUAAAAAGUAUGCGAGAAGAGGCAUAUAGUUCGAUACGUGUAGAUGGCUAGAUUGCUAGAUAGAGAUAAUUGAAGAAAUUUAUUGGUCAAUAUAUAGGUCAACAGAUAUAAUAAUUAAAUAAGCAUAAUUUAUUCGACAGUCAAAAAUUUUAAUCGGCAAGUAGAAGUAUGCUUAUGUUCGUCUAAUAUCUUUGUUGUUACAAUGAUACGCAAAAAUAUAAACAAAAAAUUAUUGUAUAGAAAAGAUUAUAUAAGUGAGUAAGGUUUUAUAUAAGCUAAUUAUUUAACUUUUUUUUAUUAAAAACACAUUAUUAACUUGUUUUUUUUUCACAUUUUUUUUCUUAUACAUUUUUCCGUGCCAUCAAUAGCAACAAAGAUAUUUCAGAUGAUCAAGUUGGGUGGGACACCCCAUAGAGCUACUUACAAAGUAGAACGUCGCGCAAUUAUAAUUAUCUUUCCAGAUUGAUAUUUAUAACACGCUGGCUAUUCGUGUGUGUGUACAGGUAGUAGAUUGAAAGGUGGCGAUACCAUAGCUGGCUGGAACAAUCGAGCGCGUGGAUUCUGCAAUCGUAUUCUGAAUGCACUUUGCCCGUGCUUCAGUAACCAUGGUAAAUCGUAGUGCGAUUCAUGUAGUGACGCCAUUACCAGCUUCCUUUACAAACAAGUAGUUUUAUAUCGCGCGUAUCAUCGUCACAUCGCAUCACCAUCGAUCAGACUGCAAACAUAUAUACUUCCAUAUAUCACUUACAGAUAGAUGAAGAACGAGUCGAUCACACAGAUCAAUUCGAAUAUCGAGCCGAUUUCUGUAAACAAAAAAAAAGAAAAUCAUUUUAAUCCCUUUGCUAAUCAGCGAAUAAGAACAAUGUUCUUGUUUGUUGGUUCCAUUAAUUAAACUAUAAUCACUCGAACGAAACAAUGACCGAUUGCUGUCGAAUCGUUCGGUACUACAGUCAUUCGAUAAAUCAUCCAAUUAUUCGUUUCGAUCCUUCAAUGUAAAUGUUUACAGCACUCAUCAUCAAAUAUUCUGAUCAAAGAUGUUUUGUCGCAACACGCGCUUACCUCGCAAGAUCUUCCGACCGUCACGUGCAAAUCCAUUAGAUGAUACCGCAUUUAAACUUUUUCCACCUAAACAUCUUUACACAUCAGUUAGCAGAUCCGUAGCAAUCUGGCAUGCUUCAUCAUCGAGUAGUAAGCGCAACUGGAAACGGCAGCUUGCGUCGAAACAGACUGCAGACUGCAGGGGAUAAAGAGCGGAAGUUAAUUAAGGAGGAGUUCUUUGUUGUCGAGCGCAAGCGAGCUGGGCGUUUUCAGAGUGCAUGCUAAUUUUGCAUCCUAAGCGACGCGAAAACGACGAGAUAGUGAUACAUUGUCCGCGCUGGUACCACUUGCAUGCUUAAAGUACAAUAUUUAGAAGAUGUGGCAAGUAAACGAUGAAUACACAAUGGAUCUGUAUUCUUUUCCCUUAGAACUGUUCACCUGGACUCCGUAUCGGUAUCGCUUCACAAGACCUUAACCGUUCGAUGACUCCUCGGAUUUUCCGUUCCGUCGUGCAAGCUUGCCACAAGCAAAGAAACAAAAAUAGGAUUAAGUUUUUUUCCAUUGUCAAUUCAUAUCUUGACUAUCGUGUCUCUUGUGCGAGCCAACUGAAGACAUCGCAUAUCUGUAAUCGGAAAAUCGGCGCGGCUUUCUAAAUCUCGGUCUGGAGUAGUACACGUCGUUAGGGAAGGUAUUAAUCGCGUGUAAACAUGAAGACUACCGUACGGUGUGCAAAUCGUCGUUGUCGACAUACGCCCUGAUUAAUCUUUCUAAUGUCUCGUGAAGAAAGGCGAAAGUUUAAUCUGCCGUGGCUGCUGUGCAGCCGAGUGUGACGGAAGCUACAUUAGUGUUCAAUGGAAGAGGUAAACUAUAGCUGUAAUUGGAAGUGGCUCGAGUACGUAAUUUUGAAGCAAGCUGCAUCGCGUUGUAGAGCAAUUUGACGAAGGAUAUGGCAAUAGUCGGUUUCUUAUUUUGUUCGAGAUAAAUGUCAUUUUCAUGCCUUCCGAUUUUAUAAGUUGCUCGAACGAGUACCCUGGCAGUAACGCUGCGUGACAGUUCUUCUCGCAAUCUUCGCAAUAUUAAACUUGCUUUGAUCUAACAAAUGUGUAUAACAAAUUUAUACAAAAUUAAAUAAAACACGUUUUGAUUUUAAUGAUUAUUUUUUUAUAUUUUUUUUUUGUUUCUGCAGAGUUAACAAAAUGACAGUAUGUUUAAGCUAAUUUUUUAUUAUACAAAGUUGAAAGAUUGAAUAUUGAAAUUUAUAAAUGACAAAAUGUAAAAAAGCUAGAGAGAGAUAUGAUGAACGCCGUCGGGGCUUAUGAGAUAAAUAAAAUUUGAUAUAUCUGAUAUUUUAAAUUUUGUAAAAAGAUUAUAUCCAGUGAGAUAUUUUAACUUAUUGAUUUAGAAUAUAUUAUAUUUGAAAAGAUACACAAGAUGUACACAAUUUUCAAUUAAUCCAGAAAUAUAACUGGUUAUAUCUGUUCAAGUUUGAAAGCAUUAUCAAGCAUAGCAAUAAUGCAUGUGAAUAUAACUAUGAUAGAAAAAUUUGUAUCAAACUGUACAUUUUACAGUGUGUUUAUGUGUCAUAGAAUGUGAACCAAGAGAAUUAGUCAAACGUACUGUGCUUCGUGAUGUCAAUAUUAGUUUUGGUUUGAAAAUUAUCAAAGAGGAUUUCGUUGUAGAUAAGCAACCGUAACGCUAUUGCUUGUUAGGCACAGGAGAAUUGGAUCAAUACCGUUGGUAUGGAACUGUCAACACAUGUAUAUCAUUAUCAGAAAUGUAGAUGUGUGUGGGUAGUAUUAUCAAAUUUAUUUUACACUUUCUGAAUUUUUGCAAAAUCUCUUGAGGCUGUGGAAAAAAAGAAAUACUCGUGCGCGGUUCUCGUUAAGUAAUAAAAAAAUUAAUUGGUUGCAAAGAUAAAUUUCAAUAACUAAUCGACUACGUUCUCAAAGCGCUGCGUGUUAACUGUACUUAUAAUGAAUGUACCUGUGUCAAUCAACAUUGUGUAAGCCGUUAGACAUAAUUGUACAUUUACAUCGUUACACAGGGUAUUUUCGAAGAAAACGCGAUGUACAAUAACUUCACACUCGGUACAGAAAUUCAAAAUUGAAUUUCUCUUGGUAAAUAUUACUCGAGGUCUGUUUAUUCUGGUGAAAAAUCUGAUUUCACAAACAAUUGAUUCGACAAAAUGUCUAGGCAAACGUCCUCGAUAUUUGUUCCUUUUUUAGAGUAUUCCGAGGCUUACUCUAUGCGAAAAGAAAGGCACGAUAGAAAUCAUUUGCCAAUUUACCCCUGUGUAACGUGUCACUAUCGCGUACUACGGCGACGACUAUAUUUUAACGUUGAAACAUUGGCGGAACAUCAGAAAGGUGUUGGAAAAUCAAUAUAUCCACGCGGUCCUCGUUUUGGCCACGAAUCGACGUUGCAGAGCAUAUGCCGCCUACAUAUUUUCACUGGCAAAAGCUAACAAGAGCGGGUGCUUUUUCCCCCCCAUUUAAAAGCGUCGCCUUUUCGCUCUUAAUCGUUCGUCUAUAUGUGCAUAUUUUAAUUCCGAUCAUAGUGUGCAAGGGGCAUGCUAGGAGGUUGCGGGGGUCCAAUAUGUUUAUUUUCUUGCACACACACACACACACAUACAUAUGCGCGCGCGCACACGUACACUACAUAAACACACAUUUAGCAGAUUGUCCCUGAUGAUUUGCUGAACUGAAUUCUAAUUCGCAUAUUCCCGGAACAAAGAAAAAAAAA